This is a messenger RNA of Mycotypha africana, 1625 nucleotides long. Its product is annotated as 26S protease regulatory subunit 7. NCBI's taxonomy places the organism in Eukaryota, Fungi, Mucoromycota, Mucoromycetes, Mucorales, Mycotyphaceae. Gene Ontology annotation, molecular function: ATP hydrolysis activity; proteasome-activating activity; ATP binding. The record is from RefSeq and is a predicted model, not a curated record. Gene Ontology annotation, cellular component: proteasome regulatory particle, base subcomplex. Gene Ontology annotation, biological process: proteasome-mediated ubiquitin-dependent protein catabolic process. The coding region runs from base 209 to 1513 and encodes 434 amino acids. The transcript has 7 exons.
CUUGAUCAGGGGAAGACCACUAUCAAAGAACAAGCAACGAGCACUUUGAGCUUUCCGGAUCUUUCUGUGACGCAAUUUAUACUGUUUGUCGGGCGGAGUUUGGCAUCUAUUCGCGACACGUAAGUUAAAAGAGUCUGUGUCCUCGGGUCAAUAGGCUCUUUUACUCUAGUAAUCAUUCAUAAUCUAAAUCACCGUUAUUAAAUAAACAAUGCCACCUAAAGCCGAUUGGGAAAAAUAUGAAAAAAACGUUGAAGACAGAGAAGAGGAAAAGAUCGUUGCCUUGGAUGAAAGUGAUAUUAAAAUCUUGACAACUUACGGUCAAGGACCAUAUACCAAAGAACUAAAAGCAUUAGAACAAGAUAUUAAAGAUAUUCAAAAGCGCGUCAAUGAACAUAUUGGUGUAAAGGAAUCUGACACGGGUUUGGCCGCACCUAACUUGUGGGAUAUUCCUGCUGACAAACAGAGAAUGCAAGAAGAGCAGCCUUUACAAGUUGCACGCUGUACAAAAAUUAUUCAAGGAGAAAAUAACGAAGAUCCAAAAUACGUCAUUAACGUAAAGCAAAUUGCAAAAUUUGUGGUGGAAUUGGUCAGACACGUUUCACCUACUGAUAUCGAAGAAGGCAUGAGAGUUGGUGUCGAUCGUACAAAAUAUCAGAUUCAGAUCCCAUUACCACCAAAAAUUGAUCCUUCUGUCACCAUGAUGCAGGUGGAAGAAAAACCAGAUGUCACUUACAGCGAUAUCGGCGGUUGUAAAGAGCAGAUCGAAAGACUUUGUGAAGUUGUCGAGUUGCCACUUCUUCAACCCGAAAGAUUUGUAAACUUAGGUAUCGAUCCUCCCAAAGGUGUGCUAUUAUAUGGCCCACCAGGUACAGGUAAAACACUUUGUGCUCGUGCUGUAGCAAACAGAACAGAUGCUACUUUCAUUCGUGUUAUUGGCUCAGAACUUGUGCAAAAGUAUGUCGGUGAAGGUGCACGUAUGGUUCGUGAAUUAUUCGAAAUGGCACGUACAAAGAAAGCUUGUAUUAUUUUCUUCGAUGAAGUUGAUGCUAUUGGUGGCGCAAGAUUUGAUGACGGUGCAGGUGGAGACAAUGAGGUUCAGCGUACUAUGUUGGAACUGAUUAAUCAAUUGGAUGGUUUCGACCCCAGAGGAAAUAUCAAGGUUUUGAUGGCCACAAACAGACCUGAUACUUUAGAUCCUGCUCUUUUGAGACCUGGACGAUUGGAUCGUCGUGUGGAAUUUGGUUUGCCUGAUUUAGAAGGCCGUGCACAUAUUAUGAGAAUUCAUGCAAAGAGUAUGAGUGUAGAACGUGAUAUUCGUUAUGAGCUAAUUGCAAGACUAUGUCCAAACGCAACUGGUGCUGAAUUAAGAAGCGUAUGUACAGAAGCUGGUAUGUUUGCUAUUCGUGCGAGAAGAAAGGUAGCUACAGAGAAGGACUUUUUGGAAGCAGUUAAUAAGGUCAUAAAAGGAUAUCAAAAAUUCUCCAGUACACCAAAGUAUCUUAUGUGGAAUUAGUUGCGUAUUAUUUUGUAUUUCCCUUAUUCGUACUUUGUCAAUAUAUAUUCACUCAAUAAACAUACAAAAAAAAAGUGUAAAACAAAAGGUACAGCCCUUUAUCACAACCCCU